UUUAUCGUCUUCCUCUGUCUCUCUCUCACAACACAUAACGUUCAAAUCCUCUCUCUCUCUAUCUCGUCUCUUAUCUCUAGAUCUAAAAAUCUCUUCUUUCCUCAAUCUCUGUUAUGAAAACGAUGAAGUCACCAGCGAAGAUCGGAGAGAGUCGGUUCUUAGGAAACAUUUCGACUUCUUCUAUUCGAAAUCUGCUUCCCAGAUCCAUCUACGCUAAGCAGAAAUCGAUUCAAAAUGCAGAUACUAAAAAGAGUUUCAGAUCCAACGACGAGAACUCUCCUCCUUGUGACCCAAACAUACAAACAAAUCAUCAUCUCAACAACGACGACGAUCUUCACUUGAAGAAAAAGUCGCCUCAGAAAGUGUUUCCAUCUGCGACUCAACAGAUUCUCCCUAAAGAAUCUACUCAGUUUGAAGCGAAGAGUGUACUCGUCACAAGAGCUAACUCAAUGGCUAAUGAGAUUACAGAGGAAGAUGAUUCAUUGGGUCACCAGAUUCGUGACCUAAAGGAGGAACUAAUAAGAACCAAGUCUGAUGGGUACAAACCUGAUGGAAGCAAGAAUGGUUACUUUGUGAGGGAGAGUUUGAGUCAAUUGAGAAACAGCAUCAACAAGUCUUUAGUCAUGUCGUGUGAAAACAGACAAGGUUCAGAAAAGGAAACAAUGUAUGAGGAGGAGUAUGAUGAUGAUGUAGUGGAACUGAGUAAACACAUUAACAAGUUUCACACUAACUGUGAUUCUGAUGAUUUGAGGGAUUCUAUUCAAUCCUCCUUUGCAAGUGCUUCAGGCUGUGAAGCAGAUUCAAUGAGUGGAGACGAGAUUUGCUCUGUUGAUAAACACAAGGAUCACAAAGAUUGUGCCUUGGCUGAUUCUGGUCCAAGCGCAGUGGGAAAUGGGAUUUCUAUCAGUUUACCACAUCAAUCACGUAUUCUUGAAGAGCCUCCUUUGUCAGAAUCUCCAAAGAUUAGGAAUUUUAGGAAGAGCGUGGCUGCGUCGACAAAGUUUCAGGCAAGUCCUAGGAAUGUAACCGAGAGCUCCUCCACUGGAAACAGAAAGCCUUUAAGUCCUACAGAUUCUCUAGCUGCAAGUCUCCAGAGAGGACUAAAUAUUAUAGACUGUCACCAACGGAGCUCACUGUCAAACAGAUCUUCUGUUUCCUUCUCGUUUGGGCAUCUCUCUCUGAAGCCUUGCGAUGAAGCCGAUGAUAAUCUUAGUGCUUCGGUUAAAUUGUUACAGAAAGAUAGACCAAAAGAAGGUGGAUCAUCGAUUCUCCUCUGUCUUUCUUGCAGACAGAAACUUGACCAAGAAGCUCAAGGAGGAUAUAAGGCAAUAGAAGAAGCUUGCGUGGACGAGAAGCAUCUCAAGAACAUGUGUGUCGAGCAGGCUACCAAAAUUGAGCAGCUUACUUAUCAGUUAGACGAAUACAAAAAGAACGCUUUGCAGGAGUCAAGUAAGCUAAUGAAGUCUGAUGAUGGAGAAGAUGAGACAGAGGUCGUGAAGGAAACAUAUGAAACAAACCAACGUAGUGAAGAGUUUGGGAAAGUAAGGAUUGAUCUCAGUGAAAAGGAAGCUCUUCUAAAGGAGAUUGCAGAGCUCAAAAGCAAGCUUCAGCCUACAAAAUCAACGGAUAAUGUUAGAUCUUCGUUGCUGUUACGGUCUUUCCAAAUGAGGAAGAGCAUUGAUUUUACCAAGAACACUGAGAACAACAGCGAGGCGCUAGAAGAAGAACGUGAGAGGUGGACAGAAAUGGAGAGUGAAUGGAUAUCUUUAACAGAUGAUCUAAGGAUGGAUAUUGAUAGCCAUCGUAGACACGCAGAGGAUCUAGAGAUAGAGCUCAAGAAGGAGAAAAUGGCUACAGAGGAGUUAAAUGAUGCUCUAAGUAGAGCUAUGCUUGGUCACAGUAGAUUCAUCGAGCAGUACACAGAACUGCAGGAGAAGUACGAUGAAUUAGAUGAGAGGCAUAGCGUGACUAUGGCAGGAAUAGUUGAUGUGAAGAAAGCAGCGGCUAAAGCUGCUUUGAAAGGUCGCCACGGGAAGCGUUUUGCAAAAGCUUUCUCAGCUGAACUUACUGCUAUUAGAGCUGAGAAGGAGAAAGAAAGAGAAUUCUUGAAAAAGGAGAACAAGGGCCUUAAAAUUCAGCUGCGAGAUACUGUUGAAGCUGUUCAAGCUGCUGGAGAAUUACUUGUCAGACUCCGUGAAGCUGAGCAAGCAGUUCAAUCCUCUGAGGAACGUUUCGGCAUAAUGGAAGAAGAGAAUGACAAGUUGAAACAGCAAAUGGAGAAGUUAAAGAGUAAGCACAAAACAGAAAUGAGCACAAUGAAGCAAUAUCUAGCAGAAAGCAAAUUACCAGGGUCUGCAUUAGAGGCAUGGUUCAAGGAGAAUGAGCAAGAAGAGGAAGAAGAGCAUGUAUCAUCAUCAGAACACAGAACCGGUGUUGUGAGCUAUGACAACUAUACAGACGAUCAAGCAUGGAGAUCUGAGUUUGGAGCCAUAUAUCAAGACCAUGACCAUCACUACUGAUUCAUGUUACAAAUUUAUCAUUUCAUUUCAAGAACAAAAAAACUUCUUGGGCAAUUUCUGCAAUUUCUUGCCCAUCUUGGGCAGGCCUGUUCUUACAUUUUAUUAAAAAAUCUAUAUAUAUAAGUUUCUGCAAUUUCUUCAUAACAUAUAG
Molecule: messenger RNA, 2670 nt
Organism: Arabidopsis thaliana (thale cress)
Lineage: Eukaryota; Viridiplantae; Streptophyta; Magnoliopsida; Brassicales; Brassicaceae
Product: kinesin-like protein
Exons: 7
Coding region: 114-2519 (801 amino acids)
Source: RefSeq, marked reviewed